CCACACCUUUCCGGUGUAGCAGCACUCCGACCAGCUCGGCUUAAAGGAGAAAGACGAGAGCUGGGUGUAUUUAUCCAAAGAGGAGGGGAGAGAUAGGAGGGGGACGAGAAGUGGAGUUUCGUGAGUGAAUACAAGUGUUGCUGAAUCGCGGAGGAUUUUCCCCCCAGAAGACGUCCCCCCAGCGAGGUGAAGGUAACCGGCACGAAGCUUUGAUGGACUAGCUGCAGAAAGCUGCUUUUCUCCCCCGGUAGUGCUGAAGAGAAGAAGGGCGCACCCGGCUAGGAGGACCGCCAGACACAAACACCAGAGGGACCUUACAUGUCCCGCGGCUUUCUUUUGGGCCUUAUAUACACGCCGUAUCUGCCCUGAACGAAUUUUAUAAGCCACGGUCUGUUUUGUUGAUGCAGUUUUAUGUUGAUUUGGGCUACACAAUGAACGUCCUGCAACAGCUGCUGCCAAGUUUUUAGACUAACCGUGCCAUGGUGUGUAUAGGCCCUGUAAGCAUAGUGGUACUCUGAACAUAAAUGUCCCUGCAUCUCACAGGAUCCUGACGCACAGACUCGCAAGUAAAAAAAAGUCCAUCAAGUACUGUUUCCUAGACUUAAAAUGAGCGUGUAUUUUUGACUUUUUUCCCCCCACACACAUAUGCUCUUCGUUGAGUCAUGUUUUCACAAGUAAGCUCAUAAUCAAACUGAAGAUAUAAUCCAAGUGAAAAUAAUAAUCGGUGUGCUAGUUGCUGUUUCUCUCUUUACGAACCGAGUAUUUAUGCACAAGAGUUCAACAUGGGGAAAAUGCUCUCAAAGAUAUUUGGAAACAAGGAGAUGAGAAUAUUAAUGCUUGGACUUGACGCUGCUGGAAAGACAACAAUCCUUUACAAACUGAAACUCGGGCAGUCAGUAACCACAAUCCCCACAGUCGGCUUCAAUGUGGAGACUGUCACCUACAAAAACGUCAAGUUCAACGUGUGGGAUGUUGGAGGCCAAGAUAAGAUUCGUCCCCUGUGGCGACACUACUACACAGGCACCCAAGGGUUAAUUUUCGUGGUGGAUUGCGCGGACAGGGAUCGCAUCGACGAGGCAAGGCAGGAACUUCACCGCAUCAUUAAUGACCGAGAGAUGAGGGAUGCCAUCAUCUUGAUAUUCGCCAAUAAGCAAGACCUUCCGGAUGCCAUGAAGCCACAUGAAAUCCAAGAGAAGCUCGGAUUGACCCGCAUCAGAGAUAGGAAUUGGUAUGUUCAGCCCUCCUGUGCGACCACAGGUGAUGGACUGUAUGAGGGCUUGACAUGGCUAACCUCAAAUUACAAAUCUUAAUGAUUGAGUGCUGACUGUUUUAGGUCAAAACUAUAAUAAAGUUGCAAAUAACAAAUAACUUCUCAAAUGAGUAUGGUUAAGAAAAAGUUUAUUAUCCCCCAUUUAUUUUUAAUACUGCGUUUACCCCAUGACUAAUUUAUCUUAAAAUGGGUUUGCUGGCUUAAAGUUUGCUUGUACUGUGUAGCAGGCCUAUAUCACAUUCAUUUUUAGGGGAGCUUGCUUGAUGAAUAUUGAAUGAAUUGGUCCUAUUGUUAAAGCCACAGAGAUCACCGCUUUUGCCUGUUGUUUUUCCUGUUUUAUAUAAUUUUUCUAAUGAAGCUGGAGUUUUUAUCUUCAUUAUUGGACUAAAGAUGGUUUCAAGGGUCUUCAAUCUUUGUUGCAUUGAACUUGGAUCUUUUGGUUUUUUCUUUCUCGUUAUUUUCUUUUAAAGGUGAGAUCUUUAAUGUCAAGCAACCUACUUUGAAGGACUUUGACAUUUGUUUUAACACAGUACUGUGAUGAAAAGUGUUUCUUCUGAAUGGUAUUGACUGCUGCAAGGGGGG
Messenger RNA from Scomber japonicus (chub mackerel), 1852 nucleotides. RefSeq names its product ADP-ribosylation factor 6b (gene arf6b). The record is from RefSeq and is a predicted model, not a curated record. Lineage: Eukaryota; Metazoa; Chordata; Actinopteri; Scombriformes; Scombridae. Gene Ontology annotation, molecular function: GTPase activity; GTP binding. Gene Ontology annotation, cellular component: cytoplasm. Gene Ontology annotation, biological process: intracellular protein transport; vesicle-mediated transport. The transcript is spliced from 2 exons. Bases 783 to 1310 code for a protein of 175 amino acids.